UGCAGCAAGAAUGACUCCGAGUGUUUGCAAAGUGACUCAGACUGGCAGUGAUAAAACUAAAUUGAGGAAACCAGUGGUGGAGAAGAUGCGCAGAGAUCGUAUCAACAGAUGCAUUGAACAGCUUAAAGUUCUUCUAAAACCCGAGAUAAAAGCCAGCCAGCCCUGUUCUAAACUAGAGAAGGCUGAUGUCCUGGAGAUGGCUGUCAUUUACCUGAAGAACAACACAUGGCCACUGACAGCGUCUCCAAACGCAGACACGCAUGCGCAGAGCUACGCGGACGGCUUCUCCAGGUGCAUAGAGGAGACUGCGCGAUUCCUGUCGCUUCACAACCAGCAACCGAACACCAAAACACCUUUAAAGGGACACUUUGACAGAACCCAGCGACCCAAAUGUGUCAGUGCGCCUGCGCGUAAACACAGCUGUCAGAUGACCGGAGAGCGCGCGCUCUGGAGACCCUGGUGAUCUUCAUUCAUAGCAUGCUUGUUAUGAAGGAUCGAAGAAAACAUAGAGAAUUUACUGUUUUCUCUAUCUAAGUAAAACAUUGUUUUUAUAAAAUGUUGACGUAGGCAGCAGCUGCCAUGACGCAUAGAAUGUACCAGUCUACCCCAUGCCUGAAUCUGAGAGCACGUGUAUCCAUCGCUUUACUUCACCCGUGUGGAGAUUAACUUCAUUUACAUAUUGUAAAAGAGGGCUGUCACCUCUGUAUGUUUCUGCUGAAAUAAUCUUUUUAAUGAGAUUUGUAACCGUUAGAGGUGUUAAAUCUGUCAUAUUGACGGAGUGUGUAAAAUUGUCUCAUGUUGAGUUCGAUAGAAUA
Messenger RNA from Rhinichthys klamathensis goyatoka, 815 nucleotides. It is a transcript of the gene her2, whose product is annotated as hairy-related 2. Gene Ontology annotation, molecular function: RNA polymerase II cis-regulatory region sequence-specific DNA binding; DNA-binding transcription factor activity, RNA polymerase II-specific; protein dimerization activity. Gene Ontology annotation, biological process: regulation of transcription by RNA polymerase II; regulation of neurogenesis; anterior/posterior pattern specification. NCBI's taxonomy places the organism in Eukaryota, Metazoa, Chordata, Actinopteri, Cypriniformes, Leuciscidae. Bases 11 to 463 code for a protein of 150 amino acids. The record is from RefSeq and is a predicted model, not a curated record. Gene Ontology annotation, cellular component: nucleus. The transcript has 2 exons.